Porites evermanni is the source of this 8536-nucleotide messenger RNA. Lineage: Eukaryota; Metazoa; Cnidaria; Anthozoa; Scleractinia; Poritidae. The record is from the annotation of a GenBank genome assembly.
AUGGCUGAUGUUGAGGAACAGACACGGCGAAAUGAAUUGGAAGCCGAAAUGUCACGGUAAGUUUGUUUACCGGUGCGAGUGAUUCAGUUGUUGCCGUUGGAAUGUAGAUUAUGGCACAUUUUUACCAAUUAUUUGUUUCCGAAUGAUGCUGAAUAUGAUAUGAAGAAUUAUGCAGCUAAAGGAGUCCAAGACCUGCAUAAUUCUUCUUCCAGCAUGGUUUUUUUGGGGGGUUGGGGGGUUGAUUUUUGGUCCAGGGAUUUUGGUGGGUUUUUGUUGGAAGCUGUGGGGAUUACGUUUGGUUUGAUUUCUUCCCGUAGCCAAUUGAUCAUCUUGGUCACUUGAAAUCUGGAGUAAUCCUCUUGGACUUUAGCUAUGUAGUUUGCGAACACUCUCUCAGGGUUCCUCUCAAGACUUGCUAGCAGGCUAUAGUUCUAUACCUGCCAACUUUUUCUGAGAUAUAAGCGUGAGAUUUUUAUCCUGGGUGUGCUGGGAUUUUUGAAGAUGACACUAUCAUUUCCGAAGAUUCCCGAAGAAGUCCGAAGUCUUUCGAAGACAUCUGAAGUCUGCCGAAGGCGAAGUUAUUGAGAAGACUCUUAUCCACAAAAUCAGAGAUCACGAGGAAGGUAUUGUCAUUUAUCCAUUUUACACAUGCUUUUCGUUCCUUACAUGGGUCUGAGUUAACAUAUUUUUGGAAAUUGUGUCAAGCAAGACGGCAACAACUCACAUUUUUCAAUCAGGCGUGAGAAAUUGGGCCGCAAGCGUGAGCUGGUGUGAGAUCGAAGUUUUCAACCCGCAGGCGUGAGACUCGCGCCUAAGGCAUGAGAGUUGGCAGGUAUGUAGUUCUGUAGUGUCUGUAGUGGAGUAAGGUUGACCUGAAUCACCUGAUCACAUUAUACCUGCCAACUCUCAUGCUUGCGGGCCAAUUUCUUACACCUGGUUGAAAAAUGUGAGUUGUUGCCGUCUUGUUUGACACAAUUUCCAAAAAUAUGUUAACUCAGACCCAUGUAAGGAACGAAAACCAUGUGUAAAAUGAAUAAAUGACAAUAUGUUCCUCGCGAUCUUGAUUUUUGAAGUGAAAAGCACUGGGAGCGAGCCCGCCUUCGGCAGACUUCGGCAGACUUUGGACGUCUUCGGAAGACUUCGGACGUCUUUGGAAGACUUCGGACUUCUUCGGAAGACUUUGGACUUCUUCUGGAAUCUUUGGAAAUGAUUGUGUCGUCUUCAAAAAUCCCAGCACUCCCAGGAUAAAAAUCUCGUGCUUAUAUCUCAGAAAAAGUUGGCAGGUAUAUCACAUGCUAACCAAAUGAGUCCUGUUCCAGCUUAUUAGAAAGUAUUCUCAGUGUAUAUGAUGCACUUCUAGUGACAAAAUAAUACUUUUUGUUUUGUAACUUGGAAAUGUGUGCUGUCAUAAACCAACGAAAUUGACAGCAGUUCGGUUUUAAAGAGAUGGGAUGCCUCUGGCCACAGACAGAUUGCCUUAGCUUUCAGUAAAGAAUAAACGACGGGCAAGAAACUUUCUCUUUUCUCACUGUUAUUAAAAAGGGAGAAGUCUACUACAUCGUGAAAGUUGGUGACUUGUUAUAAGAGAUGGCAAUAUUAUGACAUGGCUGUCUCAAAGUUGAAGAACAUAAGCAAGAGUGUAUGGAAACAGAUAAUUGAUAAGUGAGCAUGAUUCUGUUUAUCAUCUAAGAACUAACUUCAAAAAAAGUGUUAACCUAAGACUUCUCCUAAUUAUCUACGGUAUAAAAUCCAUAAACGUUGGCUACUCUGGUGGAUUCAUUUUAUUGUAAUAUGUGUUACAACUUUGAAUGCUUUAAAAUGCAGAUGGUCAUUAACUUAGCACCAGUAUCGCUAAGCAAUAAAAAAGUGAACUUCUACAGUACACUUGCCCAACGUUGACUUUUCUGAAGAACAAUUCUACGGAAAAUGCUUACAAGAGCAUUUCUGAGCCUCUAGAUUUCAAAAUUUUUUUUUGGGGGGGGGGCAUGCCCCCAGACCCCACUUGCGGCUCGAAACUUGCCUCGUCUUGUUCUGAAGUCUGGCUAUGGCCGUGACCAUCAUCUCCUGGCAUUUUGGAAUUACUGACUGAUAUCUCCAAAAUUGUUCUGAUCAUAUGAAAGCCGAGUCAAAUAGUUAUUUUAUGAUUCAUUCAAAAUAAUUUUAACUAUAAAAACAUGCUUACCUUUAUCAGCAAAAACAGUUCCAGUCUUCAUUUGCCUGUUCCUCGGCAAAUUCAGGAUGUAAAUAGAUGUUUAAUUCAGCAUAUAUUCUUCAAAUAGCAAAUUUCUUGUCUUGCUAUGUUUGUGGGCAGUAGUGUGGCAAUUUCUCUUUCCUAAAUUGUGUGUCAUUUUCCUUCAUUUUCUCCAGCCCUACGAAAACUACCAAACUAGCACAACCUCGUCCUCAGGACUCUAACUUCCAAAUUUAUUAAACACUAACUGGUUAGGAAGAAUAAUUACACUACCACUCAAAAGUAAGUCACCACCCUCUGGCAAGGUGAGAUGAGAUGACCCUGUCGUCUCGAUCUCGCAAGGGGUUUGCGGGCUUAAUGACGAAAAAAUUUCUGUACAUGGCUUUUCUGAUCCUGAUGUGUUGGACCUCCAACAAUUCCUUAAGUAAGCUUCGAUUAAAGAAUGCGGUUGUCAUACAUGUAUAAUUUUGCAUGAAUCCUUUCAUGGCAAAAACGGCAUUGGGACUUUUUUAUAUCAAAGUUUUUAAAAUUAUCGAUUCGUAGUAUACAUAUGUAGAAUUAAUGAUUGUGCUACUCUAAAAUGUAAACAGUAAGAAAUCAACCAAGUUCCAUGACUAUGCAACUGACUGCAAAAUAAUAAUGUCAACAUGUAUUUUUAGCAAUACACAAAAGAUCCAAGAGUUCUUCGAGCCGUUCUGUCGAUCGAUUUAUGGAACCAUCAAUAUUUCUAUAGAUGGUUUUUACAGUGACGUCAUCAAAUUGUAAAGUCAAAAUAGCAAAGUUUUGCGAAUUCUUAUUUACACUAGGUUGAAGAUAAACAAAAAAUAAAUCUUUCCUCAAGUUUCCAGUCCCAUAGCAUGUUUCAUUUCGAAAAUACAGCAAUUAUUUAUUUGUACCUCCAAGUUUUCACAGUUCGAGACACCAAAAUAGGAAUUAUGUCUGAUUGAAAGAAAGUCUUUCCUCUUAGUUUUCAGCAGUUUAACCAUGUCAAGUAUUAGAAGAUGUGUUUAUGCGCACAUAUGCUAGCCCUCGACUGAAAAGAAAGAGCUUUUGUAAAAAAGUGAACUCCAGAUGUUUUUGUUGUUUUCCGGCGCCAUAUUGGUGUACCAAAACUUUACACCAAUAUGGGGUCUCAUCUGCACUUGUUUGGAUCACCUCUUGCUUCAUGUUGUUAAGGUUUUUAACUUGUUAUGUUUUAGUAGACCAAUUUUAAUAUAAGAAAUUCAUACUUGGCUCUGAGGCUUGGGGAAUAAAACAAAUGAAGUCACAUCGAGGCUCAGGAUUUAAUAUUACUCAUUUCUUUUGUUUUAUUCUCCCAAGCCUUGGCAACAAGUCAAGUGUGAUCUUUAAUAUAUCACAUUCGGUCUAAUGAAAUUAUUUGUUUUGUUAUCCCUGAAAUGCCCCUAAAGGGAGAAGGCUAUUUUGCCCUGGAAAUUUUUCCCAUUCACUUUCUCUCCUCCCCACUCCUUUUGCUUUUCUUCAUGAACGUAUAAUUUAUUUAACAUGAACAUAUAAUGAAGGAAAUACAGGUGAGGAGUGGAGCAAGAUUUUUGUUGGAAUUUUGUGGUGAAAAAAAAAAUUUCUCUGGCCUGCUUUAGUGCAUCAUGUUCAAUUGCUCAGUUGUUUAUGGUUGUUAAAGAUCAUAAUGUUGCAAGUGUUACAAGGGAUGUGGCUCCCUACAGUUGGUUUGUGUGGUUGACAUGUGAAAUGUUUUAAGUAUUUCUUAUUAUCUUCUUUACAGGUUUGAACAAGAAAUUGCAGAACAUCCUGUAGCAAGGCCAGUUAUAGCCACAAAUACUUUUCGCAUGGCCUCCAAAGCAAUCGAAAACACUCCCAAACCCUUACCCACUCAACAGAUUCCUAAUAAUCAUUUCACACCAAGACAUCAGACUCCACACCCACCUCCUUUACUACAACCUCCACUCUCAAAUCAAAUGCCACCUCACAUGCAGGUUCCAGUACAACGUCACAUGCAAGUCCCACCAAAUCAAUUACCCGCACCACCAAUGCCACCCGCGAUGAACCUCCCUCCUGGGGUCCAGCCCAUGGUACCUCAGAUGGUUCCUAAUCCUGGGCUUCCUGUAGGCCCUGUUAUGGCUCCACCUGGGCUACCUAUGGUUCCAAUGCCUAUGCCUGUAGGGGUACCUGUGGCAAUGCCAGGGGUACCCGUGGCAGGGCCAGUCGCUCCCACUAUGCCAAUGAUGACUGCAGAGGAGCAAAAGGAAUGGGAAUCAACUUAUUCACAGAGUGGAGCUGCUGCUGAGGGAAAAGAAAAAAAGAAAACCAAAGAGAAAAAGUUUAUAAGAGUUGCUGGAGACACAGUGUGGGAGGAUAGCUCAUUAUCAGAAUGGGAACAAGGUACAAAACUGGUUUUUGAUGGUUGAUACUGAUUUUUUAAUUGCGUUUUCCCGUUUUCUGUGUGUUUAAGUGCAUUUUUCCAGAGAAUAGGACAGCAAAGUGCCGACUGUUGUUUAUUGUGUAGGUGUGGCUCUUACAUGGGGUUAACUUUCUGCUGACUGGUUUUGGUCUAAUGUGAUACAGUAAAAACCUGUACGUAAGAAACUGGUUUUUAAGAACCUUUUAGACUAAAAUUUGCCAGUUAGACCUCCUCUGUGCAAGUAAAAUAAAAUACACAUAAUGGUAAGCAGGUUUUGCACAAGGAAUAAGCUGAAUACUCCAAUAUACCCUAAGCUACAAACUAUUUUUGCUUCAGAAAAUAAGAACCUUUUAAGAAACUAAAUAGCCUAAAUUUUUGCCAAUUACCAUUUAUGUGAGAACCUGUUUAGGCUAACUUGGGGAAUGCAGGUUCUUACUCGCGGGUUUUUACUGUAUUAUUUUUUUUCUAAGUGCAUUUUCUAGUGUCAGACAGCGAAACACUGGUUGUUGUGUCAUAAGCAUGGCUGUUAUGUGGGGCUAAUUUUAUGCAGAAAAGAUACAAAAAAUUUUUGUCAGGACUGCCUUACAGCCUUUCCUAGUGCUUAUUUACACCAGAUAUUUAGGGGGUGUAUUUCUGCCAUAAAUGUUUAAAAUGUAAUCUCUGAUUAAAUAUGUGGGAUGGUAGCUGAGAGGUUUUUUUAUACCAUACAGGUGCAUGUGCACUGUACGUUGUACAUGUAGCCUAAAAAAUGGCUGUGCGCAUCAGUGCCUUUUGUAAAAAAAUAUUUUUUAUUGGCAGAAUCAAAGUUAACACUUGCACUCCUGAUGAUGAAAAAAGAAUUCCAAUUUUUUUAAAUAAUCCUAACAAAAAUAGUACGGUGCAAAAGUUCUGUCAAAGAGGUUUAAUUUGAAUGGUAACACCAUAGGAUUUCAUCCUUAGAUUCAAAAUGUAGAACUACAUACUUACGUGGGAAGUACUGCUGAAGAGGUUUCAUUUGAAUGGUCACAUCAAAGGAUUUUGUCUACAGACUCAAAAGUUAGAACUGCAUACUAAAUAAAUAGUACCAUGUGAAAGUACUGCUGAAGAGGUUUCAUUUGAAUGGUAACACCAUGGUAUUUUGUCCACGGGUUUUAAAGUUAGAACUACGUACUAAAGAAAUAGUAUCAUGUAAAAGCACUGUUGAAGAUUGAGGUUUUAUUUGAAUGGUAACACCAUAGGAUUUUGUCCAUAAGUUUAAAAGUUACUGUGACUCAUCAUCCCGCCAUAACUUGGUCUUGGAGGGAAAGCAUUAAUUGAACAUCUCUCUUUCUUAUGCGCACUUUCCUUUUUUAUUUCAGACGACUUCCGAGUGUUUUGUGGUGAUCUGGGUAAUGAAGUCACUGAUGAGAUUUUGACAAGGAAUUUCUCAAAGUAUCCAUCUUUCCUGAAAGCAAAAGUUGUCCGUGACAAAAAGACAAAUAAAAGCAAGGGAUAUGGUUUUCUCAGUUUUAAGGAUCCCAAUGAUUUUAUCAAGGCUAUGAGAGAAAUGAACGGUAAGUCAUAAGAUCAAUGCAGACUAAAACUAUAAAAAAAUGUUUAGUUUUCUUGAAAUCACAACUUAAACACAGUAAUUAUCAUCAUCAAUAGACCCCAUGGUUUUUUCACUUUUGACAGGGACCAGUUAGCAAAAAUUGAUCAACAUGAUACAAUACCAUACAAUACAUUUUAUUGAUUCUCCCAAUUGGGUUUUUCAGAAUUAAUUUCCAGGACUCAUAAGGCUAAGUAAUGUACAAAAUAACUAAAAAUUACAUGUAAAAAAGUUACAAUUGAAUUUGAAAUGCUAGAACUGCAAUUAUGAAAUGUAAAAAGCUAACAAACAAUUUGUUAAAAAAUGUAAAAAAAAUAUGGGUAAAUGUUCACAACUGGAAAGAAUGCCUCAAUAUCAGUAAAGUUGCCAAGUUUGAAAGUUAUAUUUUGAAAACUAAAUGAAGAUAUAGCUGCGCAAAGUGGCAGAAUUUUAUAGACCUUUAUUCGGUGGGGGGUAAGUUCAUGCCCAUCGCCUUACAAACAUUUGUGGAGGAACAGGUCUGAAGUCACUUGCUUUGGAUAUAUCUCCUUUAAUUAGACUUGGUAUGUUUCCUGACUUUAAAGAGGUCUUUCCAGAAGUGUCAAAGGAUAUUUCCUUACUGGUCUUUAUCAAACCUUGAUUAAAACACUUGAAAGGGUAUAUAGGGUCUAAAGGUCUACAGAGUGCAAAGAAAGUCACUUUAAGUUUUACAGCCUGCCAUUCGGGCGAGCUGAAGCUAACAUUUACUAGCCCAAACAUCAUUUCAACUAGCCCCAAAAACGUUUUGAUGAGCAGAUUGGUUUUACAGUUCCUCUGUAAUUUGGAUUCCUCAAAAAACAUCACUUUCCCGUCGGGCAAGUUAAUAACAGAACUCACUAGCCCGAUAGCAAAACCCACUACCCCCGGGCUAUCGCAUACAACUUUCUUUGCUCACUGGUCUAUAUCAUGUAUGAUGUUAUUCCACCAAAAAUAAUAACUACACACAAUAAAGAUGUUCCACUAGCCACCAUCCAGGGAGCUGCAAGGCCUGCUGCUUCUGGGGAUGGUGUUGUUGUAUUCAUAAACAUUACUCCCUGAUUUCAAAACAAAGAACAAACCAGGCAGUUACAUAAAGACAUCCCUCUUCUAGACAAGAUGAGAAGGUUGCAAAAGCUAUUUGAAAAGUAUCAUAACAAUAAUUGACAGGGUUUGUAGUGAGUCUUGAAUUCGUGAAAAUGUCUUGAAAUUUGCCCAGCAAUUUUCCAGACUUGGAAAAAGUCUGGAAAGUAGAGGUAAAGUCUAAUUUGAAAAAUGGUAAAAAGUCUUGAUUUUUUUUUUAAAGUUUUUUUUUGUUUUGGUCAAACCCUAUUCAGCCUCAUCCAUACGUUGCAGGGCAUCAUGAAAAAAGCUUUGUUCCUGCGAAGGUCUCUAUUGAUCACCUAUAUGUAUUUGAUAACCUCGAGUCUGGAAAAAGUCUUAAAUUUUGGAUCCAAAAAUUAAUCUUUACAAACCCUGAUUGAUAUAGAUAUUUACAAAACUAUCUGAUAAUUAUCAAUAGGUCAACAUUUAAUAAAUUAAGUUAUUGUUAUUAAAUCACUUACAAUAAUGACCUGUUACAGUUUCAAUAGGUCAAUAUAUCAUUUCACUCUUGUUUUAGCAACACAUUCACAAUAGUAAGAGCUGAGAUGGCAGACCCUCUGUCCAGACAAUAAACACCUGCGAAUAAGAACCUAGUGGAUUAAGAACCUCCCGGCAGAAAUUUGCCCUUUUAAUACCCAAAAAUAGAAGAACCUGUUUAGCCAAGCAAGAUCAAGCAGGUUCUUAUAUGUGGGUUAAAGCUAAAUUAUGAUAAACAAUUGAACAAUGGAGUGUAACUUUGAGAUUGUAAAUUUAAGUAUAACUACAAGAACAUACUGAACCAAACUGUAUAGUGAAUGACGAUGUGAUAUUCUUUUCUAUUUCAGGCAAAUAUAUAGGCAACCGCCCAAUCAAAUUAAGGAAAAGCACUUGGAAAGACCGAAGUAUAGACGUUGUCAAGAAGAAACAAAAAGAAAAGAAGCGCUUGGGAUACAGAUAACACAAAAUUUAUUCAUUCUAACUUGAAAAUAUAUCUCGGUAUAUGUGGGAAUCUGGCUUAUUUCUAUGGCAUUUUUAAUAUUUUCACUACUAAAAGCUUACACAAAAUAAUGGUGUUGCCUUUUUUUCCUCAAACUUUUAGAGUGAUUUUACUUAACCUAUGAAAUAUAUAGUAGAAUACUACACACUAUUAUGCGCUAAUUCCAUUGUCAUCUUCUGUUUACUUGUUGCUGUUUUGCUCUAGUUGUUAGUGUAUCUGUUUCACAGUUCAAGUAAAAUCACUCUAACAGGAUGGCACAGUUUUACUAACCUUGCUGCAACAAAUAGACAUUUGAGUUUAAAACCGAAAAAAUAUAAUAAAAUUUAC